CCGGUGCACGCAGCGCGUCGUCACGGACACAGACAGACACUCGGACGGAGGCAGCAUGUUCUCGUGGGGAGAACACAGUGGGACCGGGUUUCGGCUCCAGGACUCCCACGUCGUCCACACGGCAGCAGAGGCUGAAGUUCACUCGUUAAACCUCGGUUAUCACGUCAGUGAUUUGUCCGCGGGCCGCGGUGUUCUCGCGUUUGUCAAAACCAACGGGAACGCCUUCAUCAUCCGCACCAACGAGGGUAAAGAUGGAAAAAGAGUCCGAGGGAAACAGAAGUGUGUCAAGUGUAAAGAGCACAUCGAGGCUGUGAGUUGUUGUGAUGAUGUGGUCGUGCUGUUGUCAAAGGGAGGCUCUGUUUACUGUGUGGACACAACUGUGCCCCCCUUCACCCCCAGGAAGCCAGACGUUCUGAACAACAUUCCCGUUUCUCAGGUUGCCUGUGGAAGUGGGCAUUCACUUGUCCUGACCAAAGAUGGUCAGGUGUACACGUGGGGUCAGGACUCCAGGGGUCAGCUGGGUCUGGGGAAGAGGAAGCCCGGCGCAAACUCACCCCAGCAGCUCAAGUCUCUGUCUGCGAUGCCGCUGGUUCGCGUCGCUGCAGGGGGAGAGCAGAGUUUUGCCCUCUCUGUCUCUGGAGGCGUGUUUGGCUGGGGCAGAAACGACCGCGGACAGCUCGGACUGGGAGACACAGCAGACAGACACAAGCCAACUGCUGUGAAAUGUCUGAACAUGAAGAAAAGUGUUCAGAUCUGCUGUGGGAAGGAUCACACUGCCACUGUGACAAAGGACGGUGCCGUGUUUACAUUUGGCUCGGGUCAGUACGGGCAGCUCGGGCACAACUCGCUCCGCGACGAACUCCGUCCUCGUCUUGUUGCAGAGCUCUUGGGGGCAAAGGUCACCAAGAUUGCAUGUGGAAUGCAUCACACGUUAGUGUUGACAGACUCUGACAAGGUCUACUCCUUUGGGUGCGGAGAGCAAGGGCAACUGGGACGAGGAGGCACGGAGGGUCACCCGUCGGUGCCGCUGCCUGUUCAAUUGCCACAAGGCAGCUGUGACGGUCCCAACAUUAGAAACAUCUACGCCGGAGGAAACUGCUCCUUUGCGACCUGCACGUCUGAUGAGUUCCCUUUGCAGGAGUCGAACACUGACGCCGUCGGAAAUGUCUCACUGUUCUGUCUCGAAGACGUGAUUGACAAAUGGACGUCCACAUGUGAUCCAAAGUCGUGGAAAAAGGUCAAACUGGAAAUCCACAGGGCGUUUUCCUCUGCAGCGUGUGCCAAUCAAAGCUUCCUUGAGAAAAGCAAAGACAAACACUUCCAGACCUCAACAAAGUAUCACGGCUUGAACUUGUCACUCGCAAGACACACUUUCAGGAAACUGGUGAAGACGGAGAAUGUUUUGGCAGAGGUAGAAGCCGCAGUCCUGCACUUGCUUCUUUCCUCUCACGAGCCGCCAGUGGGAGUGGAAGGUCUGAGGAUCUUCCUGCUUCUCAGCGAGCUUCUGUUUAGGAUCCAGAAACACAAAGGGCGACAGAGCACGAAGCUCACAGAGGCGGUCGCUGCCGCUGUGCUCGGCUUACCUGCCGAAAGCCUUCAGGUCAUAGGAAACUGGUGGAACUCACUGUCGGCCUCCACCAUGUCCAAAUAUGUUAUGGUUUGGAAAAAAGCUCUCUCGGUCAUCCUGUCGUCUAAGCCAGUUCCCCGCAACUCUGGAGUCCAAAAUCUGCUGCUCGUCCUCCAGUGUAUGUACAACGCCAACAGCAGGACGGCAGAAUCCCACAGGAUACCGUCAAGCGACUUUUGCCUGGUGGUCGAUGUCAAUUUUCUUCGAGAGGAUCUGGAACAUUGGCUUAUACAGUCGAUGUACAAGAAUGCAAAUGCCAAGCCACUUAUCCUUUGUAGCUUUCCAUUCAUGAUGGAUCUGCAGUCAAAGAAACAAGUUUUUGACAUGUAUACUAAUACCACCAAGAAGAUGACAAUGGGGGACUUCUGGUGGAAUAUGUUCAUUGAAUGUGGACCUGAAAAUUUGCCUCCUGACCUGUUCUUUAACCUGAACCUGAGACGAGACACAAUUUUAGAGGACACUUUUGAAGAACUGUCUGCUGCUCCUCACAGUGACUACAGAAAAUGGCUUGCAGUCCAUUUUGAUGGAAACUCUGCACAUAGCAAUGUCUACAAGAAAGACUUCUUUUAUGACGUCUUUCAUGAGAUGGUGUCAGCUGAGUCGGAGAUGUUCAUUUUCAAUGACGCCAAAACACUGGCAUGGUUCCCCUCCAGGCCAACACAAGACCAUCACAGGUACUUCCUGUUUGGCGUUCUUUGUGGAUUGGCUUUGUACAACCGGUGCAUCAUUUACUUGCCCUUCCCGAUGGCUUUGUUCAAGAAGCUGCUCGGCGUGAAGCCCUCAAUGGAGGACAUGAUGGAAUUCUGUCCCUUUGUUGGAAAGAGUCUGCUGUCCAUCCUGGAAGAGUACGCGGAUCUGGACUUUACAAGCCUAGAAAUGGAUUUUUUAAUCACCUGGGAUGGGACAGAUGUUGACCUUGACCCGGGAAAUCCUGAAAAACCAGUGACAAGUCAAACAAAAAAGGAGUUUGUGGACGCCUAUGUCAACCACGCCUUCAACACCUCAGUGAAAAGUGUGUUUACGGAGUUCAAGCAAGGCUUCUUCGAAGUGUGUGGCCAGGAAAUGGUGAAGCUGUUCCAGCCAAAGGAGCUACAGGAAGUGCUGGUGGGCAGAGACUUUCAUGCCUGGGAAAGACUGAAACAGGACACAAUAUAUGAGGGCGAGUACCAUGUUAGUCACCCCACCAUACAGAUGUUUUGGGAUGUCUUUGAAGAGCUGACUGAGGAUCAGAAGAUAAGCUUCCUAUGGUUCGUGACAGGUUUUGAUAGGGUUCCUAUUCAUGGGAUGGCAAAAAUCCAGAUGAAAAUUCGGGUAAAACAAGAGUGGAACCUCCCCUACGACCAAGACAAGAACCUCCCUGACGACCAGUACUACCCUGAGUCAUACACAUGUCACACUAUGCUGGACCUUCCCUUGUACUCAACAAGGGAGAUUAUGCAAACCAAGCUGAUAGAGGCCCUGAGCAAUAAACGUAAAAACUACAAGUGAUGGUGGAAGACUGUGCCCAAACCUAUUCCCAGUAUCUGCAUUGCAAAGACGACUUAACGCCCAUCCAUUAUCUACCGCUCUAUCCUCCACGUCGAUGCCAGUCCCAGCUGACAUGAGGCGAAAAGGUCGCCAAUCCAUCACAGGACCAACAUACAGAGGCAAACAACCAUUCAAUCUCACACGUGCAGUCAAUUUACAGGACUGUGGGAGGAAACCCACGAGAACCCAGGUAUUUUUGUGGACAAUGCAACAGUGCUAGCUACCACACCACCGUGUGACCCACGGUUUAACAAGGUGACAACCAUUGAUAAGAGGACUUCUGUGUUGGCAAACAUGCAUUAAAAUGUCUUGUGUACAUAUGUAAGAAAAAUACUGCUAUAAAUUUUGUGUGAACCUUAAAAAGAAAAUGCUCAUGCUCAUUUAUAUUAUUUAUUUUUUUCCCAGGGGAACUUCUCAGGAAAUAAUAUCAUGUUUUCUUGGCAAAUCUUCUUAAAUUGUUGCAAGAGCUCUUAUAAAAAUGUAUAUAAAUCACAACUUUAUACAUGUUAUCAUAAUGUGCAAGCAUUGGCCGUCAAAAAAGCUUCACUGAACCAAUUAAAAGCUGCGUUAAUAUGUGUUUACUGUCUGAACUACACAUCUGAAGAAGUUGCACUUGAUAUUGUACACUUUUCAUUAAAUGUCAUUAAAAUUGAAUCAUUACAUUUUCAUUAACAUUCCAUUUUCUACAACAACAACAAAAAUCACUGGAAAAUAAAAUUUGCAUUAACCACAUCACUGUUAAAGACAACAGUGGUGACACUGUGGGCUUUGUUAUUGGAACAGGGGAAUUUCCCUGGAUUAAAGAAAUUAAAAAGUGUUAUGAAGAGAAA
Molecule: messenger RNA, 3984 nt
Organism: Solea senegalensis (Senegalese sole)
Lineage: Eukaryota; Metazoa; Chordata; Actinopteri; Pleuronectiformes; Soleidae
Product: probable E3 ubiquitin-protein ligase HERC3
Exons: 23
Coding region: 56-3115 (1019 amino acids)
Biological process (GO): ubiquitin-dependent protein catabolic process; protein ubiquitination
Molecular function (GO): ubiquitin protein ligase activity
Source: RefSeq, a predicted model, not a curated record